Messenger RNA from Clavispora lusitaniae ATCC 42720, 528 nucleotides. RefSeq lists its product as uncharacterized. The record is from RefSeq and is a predicted model, not a curated record. Lineage: Eukaryota; Fungi; Ascomycota; Pichiomycetes; Serinales; Metschnikowiaceae.
AUGCUUCAGCAAAGUGUAGACGGCUCGAAGUAUAUUUGUACUGAUCACGUUUCAUAUGUGGGGUGCAUUCACAAAAACGAUUUCUGUAAGCAUCAUGUGGAUCACCUAUUCUCUUGUAAGUGCUUCCGGGUAACGUAUGCAUUUGAGCUUCUUCGAGCGCUUCACCUACAAUGCAGAAUGCGCGGAUGUCACGUGCGCACAUUAUCUACCAAAACAUCACUUCUUUGUUUGUACAAUCAACUUGCCAUCAUGACUCUGGAUCAAGACGGAAGGUCAUCAGGAAAAAGAGGUCCAUCCACACCUUUGACCCCUCAUAAUAUGCAAAACAAGAGAAUAGUUUAUUCAAAACCAGACUCAUGCAAGUUCGAUUCUUCGAGAAUUAUAGAACCUCUGCCUCUGCAGUCAUCGUCUCAACUACAAUUGGUCGAUGCCAAGUACAAAAUGUGGCUAUUAGAGAAACUAUUAUCCAAACAGAGAGAAAUGACCAAGUUUUUGGAGCUUGAACGAGAGUAUGCUAUGGAAGGAUAG